AUGAUUAUCACCUUAUCCGUUCUGUUUCUGCUCGGAGCUCUGACAGGGGUAGAGUCGGACAAAGCCGGACAAAGACUGAUGAAGGGACGUUUCAAAGGGUUAAAGUUUGGAGGGACUGCUAAGGACUACAUUCUCUUCAAACCAAGGAUGGAACCUCUGGAGGAAUCAUACACUCUGUGUGCGUGGGUGAAGAAGGGACGACGGAUACGUGGUGAUAGGACAGCACUCUCGUACGUUGAACAUUCUUUUGGUGGAGAGCUCUUUAAAUUUAACGUAUUCGACAAAGAACUAGAUGCUUCUGCAGUAAAGGAGAUGGCAGACGGAGGCCUUUGCUCUGAAGUUGAAGAGAAGUAUGGUAGAAGUAGGUAUUUGAAGUGGGAGGACCUGCUUCUUGAAGAAAAGUCAGGAAAUGUUGCUGAGAUCGACGUAGGCUGCACCCCGGAACUGAAGGAAGAAGGUAAAGAAGAUAAAGAAGAAGAUAAAGAAGAAGAUAAAGAAGAUAAAGAAGAAAAAGAAGAAGCCAGCAUAUCUGAGGACUGUGAAUGUGAGAACGGAACAACGCUGAGCCGCUGGGAUCUGCUGCGAGAAGACAAAUUCUUCAACAAGACUGUCACGGUGGAGUUGGUGGAGGAACUGAAAGAAACAUGGGAUAUUCUUGGAGAUUUUGCGGGGGCGACGGUGACCUAGCGGUUUAUUUCCCACUUCAAGUUCUUCCAUGACGGGAAGACGUGCGACAAGAAAUAAAUCUUGUUUACAGUUCAACAAACUGUUUAUUAUUUUA
Bolinopsis microptera is the source of this 781-nucleotide messenger RNA. RefSeq lists its product as uncharacterized. NCBI's taxonomy places the organism in Eukaryota, Metazoa, Ctenophora, Tentaculata, Lobata, Bolinopsidae. The coding region runs from base 1 to 687 and encodes 228 amino acids. The transcript is spliced from 3 exons. The record is from RefSeq and is a predicted model, not a curated record.